Eremothecium cymbalariae DBVPG#7215 is the source of this 1575-nucleotide messenger RNA. RefSeq lists its product as uncharacterized. The record is from RefSeq and is a predicted model, not a curated record. NCBI's taxonomy places the organism in Eukaryota, Fungi, Ascomycota, Saccharomycetes, Saccharomycetales, Saccharomycetaceae. The transcript has a single exon. The coding region runs from base 1 to 1575 and encodes 524 amino acids. Gene Ontology annotation, molecular function: ATP hydrolysis activity; ATP binding. Gene Ontology annotation, cellular component: mitochondrion.
AUGAGCCAUUAUAUCGUAAAAAUAACCGACGGACUUUUCAAAGCAUCCAUGCAGAAAGGUGCACCAUUUGUGUUUCCCACGGCCAUCUCGAACUUCCAAAUUCUGGCGAACGAAAAAUGGGUUCUUCUUGGGCCACGUAAGGAGAGUUUCAUGGAUAUAUUGACCAACAAAUUCAUAUCAGUCCCUAGUUCAGCUCUCAGUUACAAUAAGGCUUUGGUGCAUCAGCCACCGAAGAUUGAACAGGUCAAAUUUAAGGGUGUAAUUCCUACGGCACAUUUGAGUGCAAGAUAUGAAUUCUUUAAAGAUGAAUUCGACCAAACUUGUAUGAAGUUUGUACAAGACAAUGUGGUAGGCUCUAAUAAUGUCGGUUACGAAGUUUCAACAACACAUAGACAGAUCAAUUCUUCACUUUAUAAUUACUUAAUGGAAAAGCUAGAUCUGCAGCACUUGCAGGAUCGAUGGACCAUGGGUCUUAGUAAUGGUCAGAUGAGACGUGCUCGAUUGGCUCGCAGUUUGUUGAAACAACCAGACAUAAUACUGGUCGAUGAUCCGUUCCUGGGGCUAGAUCCGGUUAACGCAGAGAUUGUUUCCAAAUUCUUGGCCGAGUACAACAGAUCGGUUAUUGUGAUUGGCUUACGCUAUCAGGAUCCAAUCCCCUCCUGGUGUACACAUCUGUGUUUUGUUGAUCACGAUGGAAUUUCCUUCCAAGGCCCAGCAGCGGAAUGUCAUAAUGAUAUUGGACGACUGAGGAUGGAGUAUAUCCGGGCCCAAGAGUUGCAUGAAUCAAGUGAUGUACCGAUACCAAAUGUUCAAGAUUUGGUUUCUCCACACCCAUUAUAUAGGAAAUCACUUGAAGACCUUAAGCAAGCGCCUCCAACCAUAGAACUGAGAGGCCUAACUGUUAGCUACAAAGGCGUUAACGUAUUAGAAAAUAUUACUUGGCAGGUACCCGUAGGAUCAACAUGGCACAUCCGAGGGGCUAAUGGCUCCGGAAAAUCUACCUUACUCUCUGUACUCACAGCAGACCAUCCACAGUCUUGGAAUUCUAAACUAAUUGAAAACGGAGUCCCCAGAAGAACCGGCGCAACCAGUUAUUUCGACAUUAACAUGCGCAUUGGGAUGUCAUCACCAGAAUUACACGCCAUAUUUUUAAAGAUCGCAGGCGAUCGUCUGACAGUUCGAGAAACCAUCGCAUCAGGCCUCCACCAGGACUCCUCGAACAACUUCAAACCUCUUUGGAAAAAACUUGAACACUCAACAAAACAAUUAAUAUCCCUCUAUCUAAACUACUUCCGACUAGAUCAUGAAACCAUGUUCAAAGACCUCUCUGUCUCGGAUCAAAAACUUACUCUCUUCAUCCGCGCUCUUGUCAAAAUGCCUCAAUUGCUGAUCCUAGACGAGGCAUUUUCUGCCAUGGACUCAACCAACAUACAACGCUGCAAAAACUUACUUCAUCACUGGCCUGGCACAUGUCUCAUAGUAUCCCACCUGCCCACUGAGACUCCACCGUGCGAUUACUACUUACACCUACACUCCCCCUCAACACACACACAAGGCUCCAUAACUACCACUUAA